UAUCCCUCUGCCACAUAGCCCGCAGAGAAAGUCCGCAGGUUGCUUUUACUAUUGGGGGCAUGGAACCUCUGCGGAAGGAGGCGAAGGAUAAUCCGUCGGCUUCAGCUAAUCUUCUCUCCAAGAUUUUCUUCUGUUGGCUGAAUCCCUUGUUCAGAAUCGGGUACAAGAGGAAAUUGCAGGAAGAUGACAUGUAUGAAGUUCUUCCGGAGGAUGCCUCAGAUAGACUCGGGGAGGAGCUACAAUGGUAUUGGAACAGAGAGGUUCAACAGGCAGCAAAAGAUCUGCGCCCGCCCAGACUUACCAAAGUUCUUGUUCAGUGCUAUUGGAGAUCGUACUCACUCAUUGGAAUAUAUAUCUUUGUAGAGGAAGUUAUCAAAGUAAUUCAGCCGGUGCUACUUGGAAAAAUCAUUGAGUACUUUGAGAGUUAUGACCCCACCAACACAGCUGCAGUCUAUGAAGCCUACAGUUACGCGGCAGGCAUCUCCCUGUCAACCAUUUGCCUGGCCAUCCUUCAUCAUCUCUAUUUCUACCAUGUCCAGCGAACAGGCAUGAAGAUUCGCGUGGCCAUGUGCCACAUGAUCUAUCGCAAGGCUCUUUGUCUUAACAGCAAAGCAUUGGCCAAAACUACCACAGGACAAAUUGUAAACCUCUUGUCUAAUGAUGUCAACAAAUUUGAUGAGGUAACCUUAUAUUUGCACUUUUUGUGGAUUGGUCCUCUACAAGCAGCAACUGUGAUAUUGUUGUUAAUGUAUGCGAUUGGCCCAUCAUGCCUUGCGGGAAUGGCAGUCUUCUUCAUCCUGAUGCCAGUACAGACCAUGUUCGGACGCUUGUUCUCUAGUCUCAGGGCUGAAACAGCUGUCUUAACAGAUGAUAGAAUACGCACAAUGAAUGAAGUCAUCACUGGGAUCCGUGUUAUAAAGAUGUAUGGGUGGGAGAAGCCUUUCGCUGCUUUGGUGGAUGAGGUCAGAAGAAUGGAAAUCUCCAAGAUCUUGAAAAGCUCCUACCUGCGUGGCCUGAACAUGGCAUCUUUCUUUGUGGCCAGCAAGAUCAUCAUCUUCAUCACCGUCUGUGUCUACGUACUGACAGGAAACACGUUGACUGCUAGCAGAGUGUUUAUGGCUGUUUCCCUCUACGGGGCGGUCAGACUCACCAUCACGCUCUUUUUUCCCUUUGCCAUAGAGAAGGUCUCUGAGACUCUCAUCAGCAUAAGAAGGAUUAAAAAUUUUCUUCUGCUGGAUGAAGUUGCUCCUGAGCAUCAAGGCCUUCCUGUGGCAGAGAAGAAGGACUGUAUGGUGACGAUUCAGGAUUUAAUAUGCUACUGGGAUAAGAUGCUAGAGGCUCCAACUUUACAGAACGUGUCUUUCACAGUGAGGCCAGAGCAGCUCCUGGCAGUAAUUGGACCUGUUGGGGCUGGAAAGUCCUCACUCCUCAGUGCCAUCCUGGGAGAACUGAGUCAGGAAAGUGGUGUGGUCAAGGUCAAAGGAGAGCUGACAUACACUUCUCAGCAGCCCUGGAUUUUACCUGGUACGAUUCGAAGCAACAUCCUUUUUGGAAAAGAGCUCAACCCCCAGAAGUACGACCGAGUUUUGAGAGCCUGUGCCCUCAAGAGAGACAUGGACCUGUUGCCAGGUGGUGACUUGGCAAUGGUUGGCGACAGAGGGGCCAACCUCAGUGGAGGACAGAAGGCAAGGGUCAGCUUAGCAAGAGCAGUGUAUCAGGAUGCAGAUAUCUACUUGCUGGAUGACCCACUCAGUGCUGUGGAUGCUGAGGUGGGAAGGCACCUCUUUGAAGAGUGCAUUUGUGGACUUUUGAGAAAGAAGCCUCGUAUCCUGGUUACUCAUCAACUACAGUAUCUGAAGGCUGCAGAUCAAAUUAUUGUCUUAAAGGAGGGUCAGAUGGUGGCAUGUGGGACCCACAGUGAGUUGCAGGGCUCUGGACUAGACUUCACCUCCCUGCUUAAGGAGGAGGAGGGCCAGGAGGAGGAGAGGCAGGGCACGGUCUCCCGCUGCCCCCAUACACUCUCUGACAACUCAAUGUCCUCUGUGUCCUCCCUCUCCUCCUCUCGGUACUCUUUGUUUGAGGGAGCAGAGCCACUUGCAGUGGAAAAAGGCUUGUUGUGCAUUCUACCAGCCACUAGAGGGCAGAAGGUAGUGCAACCAACGGAGGAGGAAAGCCGCUCGGAAGGAAACGUCGGCCUGUGUAUGUAUGUGAAGUAUUUCAGGGCAGGCGCCAACUUCCUGAUCCUCUUGGUCCUCAUUUUACUCAAUGCCCUAGCACAUAUUACAUUUGUUCUGCAGGACUGGUGGCUUGCUUGCUGGGCCUCUGAACAGAAGCACAUCAAUGUGACAGAGCACCUCAAUGGCAGCUUCCCUCGGCAGCUGGACCUUGACCUGUACCUAGGUGUUUACGCAGGUUUAACAGCCACUUCAGUAGUGUUUGGCUUCCUUCGCACCUUGGUCUUCUUUAACGUCCUGGUGAGCUCGGCCCAAACCCUACACAACAGCAUGUUUAAUGCCAUCCUCCGGACCCCGGUACACUUUUUCGAUAUCAAUCCAGUUGGAAGAAUCCUCAACAGGUUUUCGAAGGACAUCAGUUACCUGGACUCUCUGCUCCCAUGGACGUUUGUGGACUUUAUCCAGGUAUUUCUUCAAGUCAUUGGAGUGAUUGCAGUAGCUGCCGUCAUCAUCCCCUGGAUCCUUAUUCCUGUUGUUCCCCUUCUUGCUGUCUUCCUGUGUCUGCGAUGCUACUUCCUGCAGACCUCCAGGGACAUCAAGCGCCUAGAGUCUACCACUCGGAGUCCCGUAUUCUCCCACCUUUCUUCCUCUCUCCAAGGCCUGAGCACCAUCCGUGCCUUCAAGGUUCAGCAGAGGUUUCAACAAAUGUUUGAUGAAUAUCAAGAUCUUCAUUCAGAGGCCUGGUUCUUAUUCCUGACCACUUCUCGCUGGUUUGCUGUGCGUCUUGAUGGAAUUUGCUCAGUUUUUGUCACCAUUACUGCUUUUGGCUGCCUUUACCUCAGAGAUGGACUGGAACCAGGUGCAGUGGGUCUGGCUCUAUCUUAUGCUGUGACACUUACAGGCAUGUUCCAGUGGGGCGUCAGACAGAGUGCAGAGAUCGAGAACAUGAUGACAUCAGUGGAGAGAGUGGUUGAGUAUGCAGAGCUGGAGAGUGAAGCACCCUGGGAGACGGACAAGCAGCCUCCGCAUGAUUGGCCCAAGACAGGCUCCAUCACCUUUGACAGAGUCAACUUCUCUUACAGUGCCAGUGAGCGUUUGGUCCUAAAGAACCUGACUGCUGUCUUCACAUCCAGAGAAAAGGUUGGCAUCGUUGGACGCACUGGUGCUGGUAAAAGCUCCCUGAUCUCAGCCUUGUUCCGGCUGGCAGAACCUGAGGGAAGAAUAAUGAUUGAUGGUUUUCUGACUUCUGAGAUUGGUCUGCACACCCUGCGCCAGAAAAUGUCCAUCAUCCCACAGGACCCAGUUCUCUUCACAGGCUCCAUGAGGAAGAAUCUGGACCCUUUCAGGCAGCACACAGAUGAGGACCUGUGGAAUGCACUCCAAGAGGUGCAGAUGAAGGCUGUGGUGGAGGACCUGCCCAAUAAGCUGGAGACGGUGCUGACUGAGUCAGGCUCUAACUUCAGCAUGGGCCAGAGGCAGCUGGUGUGUCUGGCCAGGGCCAUCCUCCGGAAAAACCGCAUCCUUGUCAUUGAUGAGGCAACAGCCAAUGUGGACCCAAGAACUGACAGCCUCAUCCAGCAGACUAUCCGGGACAAGUUUCAAGAGUGUACAGUCCUCACCAUUGCUCACAGGCUCAACACUAUCAUUGACUGUGACAGAAUACUGGUUCUGGCUGCUGGCAGGAUCCAGGAGUAUGACCAGCCAUAUGUGCUGCUCCAGAACCAGGAUGGGCUCUUUUACCAGAUGGUCCAACAGACAGGCAGAGCUGAGGCCGCCUCACUGCUGCACACAGCCAAACAGGUUUACAUGAACAAAAAGCGAGUGACAGACGUGCGCUGUGCCAAGGACAUCUGUGUCAUCUUUGAGACGUCUCUUUGACAGUAUGGAGAGUCACUGUGGCCCCUGCACUUGACAUCACUGACCAAAUCUUUUACCAGAUAUACUUAGAUUCCUUACUGUGUAUUAAAAUGUCUUUAGACUCCCAGCAGGCCCCGAAUGUAGUAUGUGCUGCAUUGGAUUGACAUAGUCCUUUGAUCUGGAACAGAAAAGAGGCAAGUAUCUGAGGCAGGAUGUGCCUUUAUUGACAGCAUAUUACUGCAUGGCUGUUUAUUGAUUACACCCUGCUAUGUUUAUGUAUGUGUGUUCUGGCCUCUUGGGUAGCUUCAAUCCUGCACUGGUGCUCGGAUGUGUUAAUCCUGGUGCAAUAAAUUAUUGGGGGCUUAAAUUAUUCUCUUAAGGCAAACAUUGUUUUGUAGGACUGUGGUCUUUUUAUUAUUUGGAAAAUGCUUGAAAAGACAAGGAGAACCUGAGAGCAGACACCAAUGCUUUCAGUAAUUAUCGUGCCUUAAUCAAACUAUUGAUUUUUUAGUAAUUGCACUGUUUUAACUGAGUAGUCUUCCAGCACUUUGGAUAGUGGUUUUAUGUCUACCUCAGCUCUUGUCAGGAAAGAACAGUAAAGUCUAAAUGUAACAUGUCAUGUACCGACAAUGACUAACACCAAGAAACACGGGACAGAAGUUUUAAGUUUAUUGCCUCUGAAAAUUUUCUCCAGGGUAAUAUCAACUUUCUUUCUUUACUCUUUUCAUAAAUGGGCUGUUCUUGUUUUUUUUAAAAAAAAGAACUUUUUACAAUAAUAUGAAAUUUAGUAUGACUAAUCAGAGCUAUGUAUUUAUUUACACCGUUUGUUUUCUAUAUUUUUUGUGUGUUUAAUGUGUUUUGCUAAAGGUAAUAUUUCAUAGAGUUUGCACUUUGUAGUUGUUUAGACAUAAAAAAGUGAUACAAACGAUCACUUAUAAUUUACAGCAAAUGAAAUUCAAAUUACAUAUAAUAAAACAGUAUUGCUUAAAUGUUUCAGUACUGUCUUUAUUUUGCGUUUACAACAUUGUCUUGUCUCAUAUUACACUGACUCACUAACCAUUUCCUCCUGCUGUUGUUCAUCCUAUAUUCAGAUGUCUGAAUGGUGUGUUUGCUUCAGGUCAGUGGUUACAACUGGUCUUGACCAAGAUGCUACAAAUUGGCAAAUCAAAGUGUGAAAAGUCUCUCCUGAAGCAAUAUCUCCAUCAUCAGGCUGGGUCAAGAAUGUUUAUGAAGGCUGUGUGCCAUAUUACCUGUAAUCUCCGGAGUAUGAACUGCUGUAUUUCUUACUUCUCUAUGCUCCCAGGAGGGAAAAAAUGCCAAAAUUAUCUUGCAUUGCACCUUUUGCGCAACACCUCAACGUGGCAAAUCAAAGCCUCAAAACCGUACAUGUCGCUGUGCCCAAGGUCACCGAGAGAAAUGAGAAAUCUGUGUGUACUGUACAGUCCAUCCCUAUAAACAUGCCACACAGCCUCUGAAGUCUGACUCUGCUUUUAAGAAGUCCAAGUUUGUUUAAUAGUACAUAAUGCAAGAAGUCGAUGGACCCCUGCUGGAGUUCAGAGAGGGAACGCUUGAAUUAGGUUUGGGUGGGGGGUAGUUGAGGUAAUCAUGAGUUUUGCAGGUGAGACGAGUGAGCUGCCCUCAUAGUGUCUACCAGAUCGUCCGGCAUUAACAUUAGCAACAAUAUCACAGCUCCACAAUUAUUUAUCAUUAUAUGUUAAAUGCAUUUUAAGACACUUCUUAUAUAAGUACAAUAUUUCUUUAAUUGUUAUACCCUGACUGUAGCUGAUGAAAUCAUACUUUGAUACAUCCCUGUGUGGAAACACAGUACUAGCCACACUGCUGAUGUGCCCUUCGUAACAGCUAAAAAAAAAACAUACAUAGCAUUGCUUUAUCUGCUUAAUAUUCAGAUUUUUUCUUAAUUUUAUGAGAUUUUCUUUUUGAGAUGCCGUGUUUCAGAAGUCAACUAGUGAAAAUUACACGUUCGUUUUUCUCUUUGGGGUCUCAGGGACCACAGCUGUAAAACAUGAUUAAAUAAAAUGGAUUUCAUAUAUUUCA
Messenger RNA from Siniperca chuatsi (mandarin fish), 6086 nucleotides. RefSeq names its product ATP-binding cassette sub-family C member 4-like. The record is from RefSeq and is a predicted model, not a curated record. NCBI's taxonomy places the organism in Eukaryota, Metazoa, Chordata, Actinopteri, Centrarchiformes, Sinipercidae. The transcript is spliced from 33 exons. Gene Ontology annotation, cellular component: plasma membrane. Bases 60 to 4052 code for a protein of 1330 amino acids. Gene Ontology annotation, biological process: transmembrane transport. Gene Ontology annotation, molecular function: ATP binding; ATP hydrolysis activity; ABC-type transporter activity.